Cryptomeria japonica (Japanese cedar) is the source of this 946-nucleotide messenger RNA. RefSeq names its product early nodulin-75. The record is from RefSeq and is a predicted model, not a curated record. Lineage: Eukaryota; Viridiplantae; Streptophyta; Pinopsida; Cupressales; Cupressaceae. The transcript has 2 exons. Bases 31 to 714 code for a protein of 227 amino acids.
CCCUUGCAACAUUUCAACUCACCACCAGCAAUGGCGAUGGCUCUUCAUCAUUCCCUUAUAUUCAUUGUCCUCUUGGCAUUAGUCUCAGUGUGUUCAUCCGAGGGUCCAUUCCCUCCUUCCCACCACAAUGAAAAGCCUCCCCCUCAAGUUCACCCUCCGCCACUUCACAAACCAGAACCACACCAUCCUUCUCCCUUUGUUCCAAAGACUCCACCCCUUCACAAGCCCCCAUUUGAAGGGAAACCUCCCAUGAAAGGUGCUCCUCCACUUCCUAAGCCACAACCACACCCCGCUUCUCCAUUUAUUCCAAAGCCACCUCCACUUCCUAAGCCAAUGCCACCUCCACUUCCUAAGCCAAAGCCAAAGCCACCUCCACUUCCUAAGCCAAAGCCACCUCCACUUCCUAAGCCACAACCACACCCCGCUACUCCAUUUAUUCCAAAGCCACCUCCACUUCACAAGCCUCAACCACCCCUCAUUCCCAAGCCUCCACCAGUGCAUGGUAAGGUGCCUCCUCAUACUAUCAAUGAGCACCCCACUUCUUUCUCCCAUGAAAAGCCUGAUCCUCCUCUUACUCCUCCAUUUCACAAGCCAGGCUCCCCCAGCUUCAAUCCUCAUGGCAAACCUCAUCCUCCCUUGAAGAAAUCUCCUCCUAAGCCAGUAGUAAAGCCCCCACCAAAGCAUGGACACUACAAUCCUCCAGCCAUGCAUUAGUCUCCUCCACAUCAUCCUACUCAUUAGAUAUUUUAUAGCCAUUUCGUGGAAAAUAUAUAGAUUGCAAGUAAAAGAGAGGAGGUUUAGAUACUACCUAUCUAUAGUAGUAUUACCUACAACAUGUUGGUUUUGCCGACGAUGGGAGACAUGAAUUCCUUACUCAGAAAUGUUGUUGGUUUUAUUUUCAUGUUAUAAAUAGUUUUAUAUUAUAAUAAUGAAUCUUUUAAGGUGA